This is a messenger RNA of Microdochium trichocladiopsis, 1161 nucleotides long. RefSeq names its product D-isomer specific 2-hydroxyacid dehydrogenase. The coding region runs from base 1 to 1161 and encodes 386 amino acids. Gene Ontology annotation, molecular function: glyoxylate reductase (NADPH) activity; NAD binding; hydroxypyruvate reductase [NAD(P)H] activity. The record is from RefSeq and is a predicted model, not a curated record. Gene Ontology annotation, cellular component: cytosol. The transcript has a single exon. NCBI's taxonomy places the organism in Eukaryota, Fungi, Ascomycota, Sordariomycetes, Xylariales, Microdochiaceae.
AUGUCACAACCACCGCCCUCCUCCACUUCUGCUUCGUCAUCCUCGGCACCACCAAAGCCCACGGUCCUGCUGGUAGGCGACAUGCGCCAGGCCGGCGACCACUGGUCCUCGCUGGCCAGCAAGUACAACCUGCUGAGCUACCACACGCCCGGCGCCAACACGCGGGCCGAGUUCCUGCGGCGCCUGCGGGAGGACCCGUCCUGGCAGGCCAUCGUGGGCUGCUACCGGUCCAACCACAGCACGUCGGUCACGGGGCCCUUUGACGCCGAGCUGGUCGCCCUCCUGCCAAAGGGCUGGAGGUUCAUCGCCCACCUCGGCGCGGGUUAUGACAACAUUGACGUCCGGGCGUGCACGGCGCGGGGCAUCGCCGUGUCCAAUACCCCCGGCGCCGUGGACGAUGCGACUGCCGACGCGGGGAUUUUUCUCAUGCUCGGCGCCCUGCGGCGCGCGGGGCCCGCGAUCGCGGCGAUCAAGGCGGGCACGUGGCGCGGUGGCGGUGGUGCGGGCGGUGGUGCGGUAGCAGUCAAGGGUCACGGCCCGAAGGGGAAAGUCCUGGGGAUCCUGGGCAUGGGCGGGAUCGGGCGAGCCAUGGCAUGCCGGGCUGUCGGGUUCGGGAUGGACGUCGUGUAUCACAACCGCAACCGGGUCUCGGAUGGGCUCGAGUACCUGGGCGCCACGACGGACGGGCACAGUGGGCAGACCAAGGAGCACCGGGCGCGGUACGUGAGCUUUGACGAGCUGCUCGCGAGCGCGGACGUGCUGUCGCUCAACCUCGCGCUCAACGAGUCGACCAGGGGCAUCAUCUCGGCGGCCGAGCUGGCCAGGCUGAAGAAGGGAGCAGUGGUGGUCAACACGGCGCGCGGGGCGCUUAUCGACGAGUCGGCCCUCGUGGACGCGCUCGAGUCGGGCCGGGUCUCGGCCGUCGGGCUCGACGUGUUUGAGAAGGAGCCCGUCGUGCACCCGGGCCUUUUGGCCAGCGAUCGCGCGUUCCUGCUGCCCCACGUGGGGACCAUGACCUGGGAGACGGAGCUGGAGAUGGAGAUGCUGACCAUCAGGAACCUCGAGGCCGCCGUGGACACGGGCAAGUUGCUGACCCUCGUGGGCGAGCAGAAGGGGCUGGGCUGGGCAGAGGGGGAGGGGGAGGGGGAGGGCAAGGCGUGA